Messenger RNA from Cololabis saira (Pacific saury), 5764 nucleotides. It is a transcript of the gene nckap1l, whose product is annotated as NCK associated protein 1 like. Gene Ontology annotation, biological process: cell morphogenesis; cell migration; cell projection assembly. The record is from RefSeq and is a predicted model, not a curated record. NCBI's taxonomy places the organism in Eukaryota, Metazoa, Chordata, Actinopteri, Beloniformes, Belonidae. Gene Ontology annotation, cellular component: SCAR complex.
GUGCAGACCCCAAGACGCGCCCGUCCUUCCUCGCAGAUAAAUCUAUGGAACCGGCCAUAAAGUAUAUCAACAAGAAGUUUCCCAAUAUUGACUUCAGAGGAAAUAAUCAUAAUCUGACCAUCAUCCAGCGACAGACUGAGAUUCUGGCGGGAACAGCAAACUACUACGACUCUUUCCUGGACGUCAUAGAGUUCAGGGACCAUGUUUAUGAGCUGCUGAAUGCCAUCGAUGCCUGUCAGUGUUUCUUUGAUAUAGUUUGGAACUUUGAAUUUACCAAAAACUAUUUGGACUUGAUCGUCGCCUACGCAUCUGUUAUCAUCACUCUUUCUCGCAUCGAUGAAAAGAAAGCUCUGGUGGGAAUGUUCAACUGUGCCCAUGAGAUGUCCAAUGGGAGCAGUGACCCCUCCUACCCACGGCUUGGCCAGAUGUUGCUGGAGUACGACCAUCCGUGGAAGAAGCUCACUGAAGAGUUUGGCCCCCACACAAGGUCUGUGACAUCAGCGUUGCUUUCCCUGAACAUGGUGUACCUUCGCAGAAACCUGCCAGCAGAGCAGUGGCGGAGCGCCCAGCUGCUCAGCCUGCUCAGCACCCCGGCUACCAUGAUGGAACCGGCCUGCUGCGACACCAUGACAUGUGAAUACCUCUCUAUGGAGGUGAUGGAGCGCUGGAUCAUUAUCGGCUUCCUGCUGUGCCACAGCAGUCUGAACAGCAACGCGGCCUCUCUGGAGCUGUGGAAGACGGCUCUCCGCUCCGGCCUCUUCAUCACACUCACCAGAGAUGAAAUGCUCAACGUACACAAGGUGUCCGAGGACCUGUUGGAUAAUAUCAAAGGAUACAGCAAACGAAUUGCAGACAUAAAGGAAUGUCGUGAGCAUGUUCUUGUCAACUGUGGAGCUAUGCACAGAGAAAGGAGGCAUUUCCUAAGAAGCGCAUUGAAAGAGUUGUGCAAAGUUCUGGAGGAUGAACCUGGACUGCUUGGACCAAAGGCGCUGUUUGUUUUCAUGGCUCUGUCGUUUUCCCGUGACGAGGUCCUAUGGCUCGUCAGACACUCUGAAAAUAUGCCCAAGAUAAAGACGCUGGAGGGCUACACCGACAACAUGAUGGCUGAAUUGCUGUUUCAUAUGGAGAGACUAAGAAUACUAAUAAGAAAGUACAACCAUGUGGUUCAGCGCUACCACGUUCAGUACCUGGCACAGUUUGAUGCACUGCUGCUAAAUGACAUCAUACAGACCAUGCCUGUUUGUCCAGAGGAGGAGUCCGUUCUGAUGAGCUCAUUUGUCUCAACACUGUCGGCUCUCUCAGUUAAACAAGUGGAAAAUAAAGAGGAGUUUGACUUCAGAGCACUUAGACUGGACUGGCUAAGAUUACAGGCCUACACGAGUGUGAACAAGUCCCCUCUUCCACUGAGGGAUUAUCCCGAUUUACCAAAGGUGAUGAACCUGAUCCAGUUUCACACCAGGAUGGUGGACAGCGUGGAAGAGAUGCUGCAUGAGACAUCUGAGCUUUCCAUCUUCUGUUUCCACCCCCGUGUGUUUGAGAAGAUGUUUCACCAGAGCAGCGAAGAGACGACUAUGAAGCGUUACCUCAUGGCCUUCCCUUCUGCAUGCCAAACCUUCGCUCAGUGCGCACACUCUCUCUGUCCAGAAGAGGCUGAUUCAAUGGAGAAGAAGAGUCUGCGUCUGUGUGUGACCUUCCUGGAGCUGAUGGCCAAGCAGACCAGCAGUGUUCUGUUGGAGAUAUGUGCCGAGCAGCGUAAUCUAAAUGACCAGCUGCUCCCUAAGCACUGUGCUGAGACCAUCAGUGCCGCUCGCUAUAGAAAGCAAAAGAAGCCGUUACCAAAAAGAGGAGAAGUCCAGAAGGAGAAGCCCGGCGCUGAAAGCCUGAGAAAAGACCGGACGGUGGCCACCAAUGUGGACAAGCUGCACCUGAUGCUGACGGAGCUCUGCUCCACCUACAGUCUCUGCAACGAGCUCCUCGUCUUUGACCACGCCAUCAUUCCCACGGAGUUCCUGGUUUCUCAGCUGGAGACACGCCUGACUGAAAUCAUCGUGAGAAUGGCCAAUUACAACCGGACCACCCAGGAGAUAACGCGUCCCUCUGACCUCCUGGCCGGGAUCAGAGCCUACACCGCCAAUCUGCACCGAUUCUCCAGCUACAUCAACAUGGACGUGACGCGGCUGGUGAAGAACGUCCUGCUGCAGCAGACGCAGCCGCUGGACUCCCACGGAGGCCAGACCAUCACCACCCUCUACACUAACUGGUUCCUGGAGGGUCUUCUGCGUCAAGCCAGCAGCUCCCUCACCGUCCACUGUCCCACGAUGCACUGCUUUCUCAGCCAGACAAGUGAAAAUGAACAAAGUUGCAAAGCAGAGGAGUUUUCUGAUGUGGCAGAGUUACAGGCCCUGGCAGAGCUCAUUGGUCCAUAUGGGCUGAAGUUUCUGGGUGAGAACCUGAUGUGGCACAUCACCUCUCAAGUCAGCGAGCUGAAGAAAAUGGUGACUGAGAACAUGGACAUCCUGGUACAGAUGAAAAACAACUUCGACAAGCCGGAGGAAAUGGUCAAUCUUAAAAAGAGGCUGACAGGUGGAGAAAACAUCCUUAAGAGGAUGACCAUCAUCGGGGUGAUCCUGUCAUUCAAAGCAAUGGUACAAGACUGUCUGAAAGACAUUCUCCACAAGCAUUGCCCGUACCUGAUGGCGCCCAUUAAGUGCCUGAAAGACUUCAUUUCCCCAGACGCUGAUAUCCAGGUAACUCUGAGUGUUUUUGAACUGGCUUCUGCUGCAGGGCUGAAAUGUGAAAUCGAUCCUGCCCUGGUCACAGCUAUUGCCAAAAUGCAGACAGACAACACCUCAGCCGAUGAAGAGUUCAAGUUGUCUUGUUUGCUGCUCGUCUACAUCGCCGUGUCCCUGCCCACCCUGGCUCUGGACCCCAACUCUAGCUACAACCGGCAAUACGGAGGCCACAACAACAACAUCCACUGUUUAGCUGUAGCGAUCAACCAGCUGUUUGCAGCCAUGUUCACAGUUCAGAAGAGGAACAUCGAGCAGCAGCUGAAGGAGUUUCUGCUGCUGGCCUCCUCCACUCUGCUGCAGCUGGGACAGAAUGUGGAGAGAGUGGAGAUCAAAAACCGAGAGUCCAUCUACCUGCUCCUUCACAUGAUUGUGGAGGAGUCUCUGUUUUUGAGCCAAGACAUGCUGGAGAGUUGCUUUCCCUACGUCCUGCUCCGAAACGCCUACAGGGAGGUGUACAAGUCCUUCAUUAUCACGAUGGGAUGAAGACUUUUUUAUUUAACUUUCUUAGUUAAAGACAGUAUUCUACUGAACAUGCAUGUGUUGUUUUGAUUGCAUUUCAUACAGGUCUCCAUACGUCCUAAUCAUGGCCUGCAAUAUUUUUAUUCCUGUUACUGAGAAUGAUUUAUGUACACAUAUAAACAGGGCUGCACAUAAGUGGGCCGCCAGAGCGCAUGCACCGUCAAAAUCCACAGUGCGCUGUCAAUCUUCUGCUGCGAAGCGCUUUUGCGUACCAACAGCUGGGGCUCACAUUAUUUGUUGUGGCCAGACCAGAAUACUAAUAUUAAAAAAUCUAUUGCGAGAGCCUUUCUCCAGAACUGCCACUCAAAGUUGGUACUGGCCAAUCACAGCGUGUCCUUACUCCCCCUCCAUGCUCGUGGCGGCGGUGGGUUGGGCAGGAAGAGAGGCAAGGAUCCAUCAUCACAAGCAGCCUUACUGAACAAACCCCGACACGUCUCGUUAAAAUGUCCAAGAAGCAAGCGCCAUUAAGUAAUUAUUUUGGCGUUCCACCACCACCAACUACAAAGAGACGCCAAACUGAACCACUACCCGAAUCGAACAGAAAACGUGUGUUCGCCGAGAAGUGGCUGCAAGAUGUUCCGCAGCGACGCGCACCGUACGUCGCGUUCCCGCGUAUCCUACCCCGUAAGCUCUGCGUUGGUGCAACGCGGAACCAUAAAUCAGCCAGUGUCCGUCACUGCGUGCAGCAGUUACCUGCGCCAGCAAGACGCUGCUCUGAUUAUGGCUCACAGUUUAUGAAAACCCCAAAUAAAAAAUAAAUUAGAGAAUAUUUUAUGAAAUCAAUAAACAAUUCCAUCAUCAAAAUUAUAACAAAUAAAGGUUCAACACAUCUUGCUUUGCAUGUAAUAAGACUAGGUAAUAUAUUAGUUUCACCUUUUAAGUUGAAUUAUUGAAAUAGAUUAACUUUUACACCAUAUUCUAGUUGAAUUAUUGAAAUAAAUUAACUUUUACACCAAAUUCUAGUUGAAUUAUUGAAAUAAGUUAACUUUUACACCAAAUUCUAGUUGAAUUAUUGAAAUAAGUUAACUUUUACACCAAAUUCUAGUUGAAUUAUUGAAAUAAGUUAACUUUUACACCAUAUUCUUCACCUGUAGCAAUAUUCUACACCUAGGCUGAUGUGGACAUACAGAGCAUAGGAGGCUAUUUCAGCUGCUAUAUGGUUGGCUGUCUGUACAGUCAUGCAAGUUCAAUGCUAUUAAAGAACACGUUUUUUCAUAUAAAAUAAACACAUUUUUAUGCAGUUUAGAAGUUUUGGGGCUUUUUUUUGGCUCCUGCGCUGCUGAAAUCGGGGCGUCCCUUAUUUCUAUUUCUGAAAGUUGGCAACCCUAGGUGCAAAAUAUGCCAUGAGCAUCCCAAUCUGGCCGAUAAAAACUGUAACUUUUAUACUGACUCUACAGACUAACACGCACCAUAAUUUGUUAAUUCAUCUUUAUAAGUGAAUAAAUAUCGUUUUGCCUAUAACUUAUUCCUGCAUCCCUCUUUUAUCGAUCCGGCGAGACGGGUGACCGCGUUUUUGGAGGCCCAAGUCACAUAUCCAGGGGCUCCUCUGAGCACCAGACCAAAAUAAUUAUGUGCAGCCCUGCAUAUAAACCAAAGAUCCUCUCUCUGUUUUUAAUGACAUUUAUGGUGUAUAAUCACCAGCGUUAUAGAUCUUAUUUACAUCUGGUGUGAUGCUGGUAAUGUAAGCUUAAAUCAAUAAGUCUGGCACAUAUUGCAAAGUCUCUUUUAUUCUUUUAAUAUCAGCACUCGUCAACCCGUUGGCACAUAAAGAAAACGAAGCGUUACAGUGGAAGCUGGUGAACAAAUUCAUGUAUAUCUUUACAUACAGUACGGAUCAUACAUAAAAAGGAGGCAAGAGAACACACCAAUGGACACUUUAUCAAUGCAGGAUUAAUUCAACUUAAAGAUAUUGUUGAGUUACAGACUAUUAGUUAUGUUCAAGGCAAAAGGCAGAAUAUUGCCUGAAAAUAUACAACGUUUUUUUGUGAUUAGUUCAGAAAAUAAGGACCAUAGGAGGAAAUUUGAUUUUAAACACCCGUUUGCACAAACUACUUUAAAACAAAAGUGUAUUUCAGUAUGUGGUGUACAAUUAUGGAACUCCUUAACAACUGAUUUAAAGGAUUGUAAAAAUAUUCACCAGUUAUAUAAAUUGUAUAAAGGCAACAUAAUCAGACAAUAUGAAUUUAACGGGUAAAAUAUAUUUUGUUGUUUUUUUGUUUUUGGUGUUGUUGGUGAGUUAUUGUGUAUGUUUUCUUAUUUUUUGUUUUUUUUUGGUAUUAUAUAAGCAGUGACUGUUGAACAGACGGACAGACCAUCUUCAUAUGUAUUUUUUUUUUGAGAAAGGGGCUUGUAAUAUAAGGCUUUCUUCUUCUUGCCCCCCUUUUCAACCAUUUCCAUGAUACGGAAUAAAUAAAAUUGAAAUGAAAAUGAAAAAAAAUUGUGUAAAAUUGUUU